AUGGCACCCAUCAACACUGAUCUCAACGUAGCGCCACCUCAGGUUUUGGACAGCACUUAUUAUGAAGCUUUCAGAAAACGCUCAAGAAAAUUUUUCAACACAAGCCUUGAUAUGGGUUAUUCGUUCGCGAAUGAAGUUCCCUCCGUAAAUGUUGUGGGAUCCGGUUCUGCUAUCAAAAAAAUUCUCAUGGAACCGUAUGCAGCGGGUCCACUGAGCCUUAUCUGCCACAAAGUCGGAAAAACUGUUUAUCUGGAUAAUCACCAGUUCUCUCGAAAGCAAAAAUGCGAGCUUCUGCCGCAACUUUAUUGGAGAGACGACGAACCGCCGGCUACAAACUUCACACCACAGCUAUCUCUUUACGAGAACUUAAUCUGGAACUCGCCUAUCUCUGCUUCGUCCAGCUGCGAAUCUGUGCUAAGUGCUGGGGCUGAGCUGGUCCUAAGGGAAAGUGGUAUCGCGACUUCAAGUUCAAACUUGGAGUUUCCAAAAAUGUUCAACAGCUAUUCUUACAGAAUCACAUCCGAGAACAGUCCAGGAAGUCUAGCGCAUCUCUGGGAAUUUCACGACUUUCGUAUGCUUGUCGAUGUGGAUUUGCCUAUUUUCGGUGGUGGAAGGUUUCCGAGCGUCUCCAUCCAUCUGAGCGAAGAAACAAAGCCAAUUUCUGUUCUUACUGGUAUGGAUAUCAUGUUGGAUCAACUCAUGUGUAACCUAUCUGAGACUAUAUUAGUUUAUCAUGAACAUGGGCUCGUUAAGGAUUACGAAGUUCUUGUGAAGGAAGAAAUUCCGCAUAUCACAGGCUCCGAAUUUGAUCCAUCGAAUCUCAAGAACAUCACCGAGAAUAUUAUGUCAUUCCUCUCGAAGAACAUGACAGAGCAAGGCCACACCUAUUGGUUGUUUAGAGGCGAGUCAAGAACGGGUUCUACUGAUAUGAAAUUGUACGACCUGACCAGUAUUUGUCCCGAUCUUGCUUGCAAUCCAAAUUGGAAUCCUUUUCUUGUGCCUGUUGUCACGCUGCUUUAUAAACUUUCGCUUGAUUUGAUGGAGAAAUCUGCUAAAGGUCGCUCUGAAAAGCUCUCGAACGUAAUUUAUGGUUUGUUGAAUGCUGCAGCAAAACUUGUAGAAAAUGAAGAUUUGGCUGAGAUGAGAGCUUGUAUUCAUCAUUCACUGGCUGGUGUUUAUCUCAUGUAUGGCUCAGGUGAAGGAAAAUUUGAUCCGGACUUUCUCAACCUUAUCGACAGCCUUGAUGAAGUUUUGACAGACGGCUAUGCUAAACUUACCUCUGCAAUUCAGGUUGCAAGCCUGACGAGAAGCUCAAGCAGCUAUUCUUACGAAAACGAUCAGAAUACCAGAUCUAGCAGCUCUUCCUCAAAACGGCCUCCUAAUGUUGGGGUAGAGUCGGAAUGCGCAAUUCAAGCUUUGGAGCAUUGUCUGCAGGCACUAAACGCUUUAGAUGGUAUUGAUAUAGAUAUGGAUCAGAUGUGUCCGUUCAAGCCGGAUAGCCCGGAUGAGGUUGCUGCCAUGAAAACUAUCCGCACAAGAGACAACCUGGCUAUACGUCGUAUGUUCCGCCACGCGAUUUUGAUUAGGGCUGCUUCCGCAUACCUGCCACUGGUUUAUCAGGCGCUCUGUUUAGAACGUAAUGUGAAAGCCUACAACUACUCUCGCUGUGCCACGACGCUGUGCGGGGCCGUCUUAUCAACGAGACCAGUAUCCCGUCACACUUCUAUAUGUCAUGCUCUUUUACAAGUUUUUUUGUCUACUUUUGCACAUGCUGCUUCGGAACUCACCGAUGAAUUAGUGGACACGACUGCACUCAACAAUGCAAUUUCUUAUCGCGAUCGUCGCUUUAUGGAACUUGCAACGUUUGGAGUCGUUAUGAAAGGACUGAGUCCUCUGGAUAGAAAUGUGUCACGAGCAGCCAUGGCGUUAAUGAUGACUGGUGGGAAGUUUACCAAUCUGGGGCAAGCUGAAUGCAGCAAAGAAGGAGACAAGCGCGCAAAUGCUGCCAAAGCCAUGGAAUAUGUAGAAAUUGCCAAGCAUAUUUAUACAAAGGCUCUUGAAAUGCUGAGUGCGUACAACAGAAAGGACUUGCGGGAUUCUGAAGUAGUACUUUAUGCGAACAGUGCAGCAACAGCAAGACUUGAGUAUAGCAUCAAAGUUAAGUUCUUCAAGGAACCAGUAACAAGUGCUUCAGUUCGUGCCUUAGUUGAUGAUGUAUGCGCUUCAUUCAGAAAAAUAUUCGAGAUUGUUCGUCCAGAUUUUGAGACUCAGAACGGUAGCAGUGUUUAUUCGAAUAGCCUUGUUGAUUUUGGCAUUGCAUUGUAUACAUUUGCUCAGGAUCUCAAAGAGGAGAGCGAUCAGGAAAAACGUGUUCAUUAUUUGGAAGCUGCAGUACGGGCAUUGAGGGAUGUCCUCAAGAGGCGAGGUCCACGUAAUGCCAGAAGCAAAGCGAUUGAGAAAAUUACCGAGAUAUACUACAUUUUGCUUCGCCUCAAAUCUAAUGCUAUUGUUUCCAGAGCGUGGUUGAUGGGACUUGCGUCAAAUAUAACAGAUAUUGAACCCAAUCGGGAAAAGUGCUUGGAACGUUACAGAAAGCUGUGGGAGUGCGCUCAGUGCUUGCUGAGAAGCAUGAAUCAGGAGUGGCGCAACAACCCAACGACGAAGCAGGCUUACAUCUGUCUCCUGAACAAACUGCCAGAUGAGCUUGAAGCCAAGCGCACCUUCAUUAUUGAGUCUUUGGCAAAAGCUAUCACUGCUCUCGGUGGUAAGCAGCUGCACCCCCUUGGCUCACCUUAA
Strongylus vulgaris is the source of this 2796-nucleotide messenger RNA. NCBI's taxonomy places the organism in Eukaryota, Metazoa, Nematoda, Chromadorea, Rhabditida, Strongylidae. The record is from the annotation of a GenBank genome assembly.